AUGCUUACUGAUCUUCCACUUGAUUUAGAAUCGGAAAUCCUCUCUAGGGUUCCGGCCACUUCUCUACAAAGACUGAAAACGACUUGCAAACGUUGGUACGCUUUAUUCAGAGAUCCAAGAUUCGUCAAGAAAAACUUGGGUAAAGCAGCAACGCAUGUGAUCUUUGAUAAUCGUAGUGGUUAUUCAAUGACAGAUAUAAAUUCUCUGAUUCAUAGCAUCAAUCUCCGUGGAAUCCAAAACAGCUUUGAUCCAUCCAUUGGGGUCGACGUUAAACUUAACGUUCUAAAGGAUCCAAGACAUGAUAAGAUAAGUCAUAUUAUCUCUCACUGCGAUGGUUUAUUAUUGUGCAAGACCGAGGACUAUGGUAGACUCGUGGUUUGGAACCCUUGCACUGGUCAAAUCAAGUGGAUCCAAGCCAAUAAUAUGUUAAUGGACGUUUAUGUGCUAGGAUACGUAAACAACAACAAAUCUUGCAAUAGCUACAAAAUCUUGAAUUUUGGCAUUCUUCCAUUAAACAGUUCUCAUGAUAAUAAGUCUAAAAUCUAUGAGUUCAACUCUGAUUCAUGGAGAAUUCUUGACCACGUCUCUCCCGGUUACUUCGCAAUAUCCAAAGCCAUGACUUUGAAGGGAAAUGCUUAUUGGUUUGCUUCAGAUUGGAGUGGCACUAAAACGAGGACCCGAAUUUACUUUGCUAAAGAAGGUAUACAAGUUCAUCAAGAGAUUGCACAGAAACCAAAAAAAUGUGGGCCAUUUCUCGUCAGUUAUGUUCCAAGUUUGGUUCAAAUUCAGUCAGGUAAUAAACAGAGUAGCUGA
Arabidopsis thaliana (thale cress) is the source of this 813-nucleotide messenger RNA. RefSeq names its product F-box and associated interaction domains-containing protein. The coding region runs from base 1 to 813 and encodes 270 amino acids. The record is from RefSeq and is marked reviewed. The transcript is spliced from 2 exons. NCBI's taxonomy places the organism in Eukaryota, Viridiplantae, Streptophyta, Magnoliopsida, Brassicales, Brassicaceae.